CGGGCAGCGGGCUCAGCCCUGCGCCCAAGUGCAGCCAUACUUUAAACGAACAGUAAAAUAUUUUGGGGGGGGCAUAAAACAAGCUUUACACUUAUUUUUGGGGUGCAGCAUCAAACAGCAUGCGAAGUUUGUUUUUUUUUUUUUUAAACAAUGCGGGGAAACCCUCACGGUGUCCUGCCCAGCCGCAGAGGAGGAGAGGCAGGUUUAUUUUUUCCCUUUGCAACUAGUUCCUCCAGCACAUCGAUUCUGGCCCAUUCCAGUGUCUGGAUCUUCUGUGGACUCAGGAAUUCGCCAUGGAGUAUCCCGGGUCAUGAAACUUACUCCACAGCAAGCUCCGUUAUAUGGCGAUUGUGUUGUCACCGUCUUGCUCACUGAAGAGGACAAAGUGGAAGAUGAUGUAGUUUUUUACUUGGUGUUUUCGGGUUCCUCCCUCCAUCACUGCGCAAGCACGCGGAAGGUCAGUUCAGACACGCUGGAGACCAUUGCUCCUGGUCACGAUUGCUGCGAGACGGUGAAGGUGCUGCUCUGCGCGUCCAGGGAGGGCCUGCCUGUGUUCGUCGUGGCCGAAGAGGACUUUAAGUUCAUCCAGGAUGAGGCCUACGAUGCGGCCCAGUUCCUGGCAACCAGCGCUGGGAACCAGCAGGCCCUGAACUUCACCCGAUUCCUUGACCGGUCAGGGCCCCUGACUGGGGAUGUGAAUUCCCUUGAUGAGAAGGUGGCCCUCGCCUUCAGACACCUGAAGCUGCCCGCCGAGUGGAAUGUGUUGGGGACAGACCAGACUCUGCCUGAUGGCGCCCCCCGGGAGACAUUGAUGCAUUUUGCUGUGCGGCUGGGACUGCUGCGGUUGACAUGGUUCCUCCUGCAGAAGCCGGGAGGCCGCGGAGCGCUCAGCAUCCACAACCAGGAGGGAGCGACCCCCGUGAGCCUGGCUUUGGAGCGGGGUUAUCACAAGCUGCACCAGCUGCUAACCCAGGAGAACGCUGGAGAACCAGACUCCUGGAGCAGUUUAUCCUAUGAGAUUCCUUGUGGAGACUGUUCUGUGAGGCACCAUCGAGAGUUGGACAUUUAUACGCUAACCUCUGAGUCCGAAUCACAGCAUGAACCCCCGUUGCCUGGAGACCCUUGUACUGGCCAUAUCUCUAAACUUAUGAACAUCCAGCGGCAGCUAACGAAAACAAGCUUCAAGCAGAUGGACAGUCUUCUGCCCCCAAUGGUGACAGCACAGGAUCCCUCAUGCCUGCCUGGCGGUCCAGCGGCAGACGGCCAGCAUCAGCCCUGCGCAUCAGAGCCCACAGCUGGCCAGCAGCUUUCUCCUGAAGACGCCGAGAGCUCUCCAGGCUGCCCCGGGAGCCCAGCUGGGCAGAUUGGACAAUCCUCUGAUUUGUCAAGUGUGUACAGGGAGGAGGAUACAGACUGUUCCUGUCAGAAGAAAAGUAAAGGCAGGGAAAGUAAAGGGGAAGCAGAGCUGACACCGACUGUGGACCCUGGCGCUGUGCCCGACCCCCACAGUGGAGGAGAGCACACGGGAGGCCUUCCGUCCUGCAGAAUCCGAAACGGAGAUCCUGGGACAAAGUCCUCUGCAGGGGCCGCAGACCAGGCGUCUCCAAACAGGAGUGACAGUGUCCCGCGGGGAGACCUGUCGGGAGAGCCAGGCACUGUGGGGCCGGUCAUCCCUUCCGCCUCAGAGGCCUGGGUCCCCGAGACUGCAGGGGCAGCAGAGCCCGAGCUCGGGAACCCAGAGGAGGCCCCCCUCCAGAGGACCGAGUCGGAGAACACCAGCACAGCCGGUGCCUCUGACGGCCAGGUCUCAGGCAAGCCUGCCAGUGUUCCCAGCUCUGCCUCUGCCACGCUUUCCUUGGGUGGUCACAACCCCGCCAAGCCUUCACUUGUACUGAGUAAUGGAGGAAGCUCCACUGAGAAAGCCGCAGACUCUGAAACUUCAAGAAGUUGUGAUGAGAACAGUGCUGUCCCUGGAGGUCCAGAUGUCCUGGGGAUUUUGCCUGCUGCAGAAACCAAGAUUUCACAUGGGUCUGAAGCCGACUGUCCCUCUGCAAGCGUGUGUGAGGUGACGUCAGCCUCCGAUCUGACCUUCCCCAGGCCAGAAACAGAUGUCAGCCCGUACCAGAAAUCAGAAAUGAAUUCAUCUCACAGUCCAAGCCAAAUGAGCAAGUCACCCAUAGGCUCCACAGCGGGACACGAUAAACUUUCUGUGGCCUCUGCAUGCCCCCAGAACACAGUCAUUUCUAGGGGUGUGCCAGCUGCAAAGCCUUGUGAUGACCCCGUCGCCCCACCUGAAAGUGCUCCCCCAGAGCUGCCCAGCACACAGCAUCUGCCCACCGCCAUCUGCCGUGAAGACCCACAGGCCUGCACAGUCACCCCUGACCAUGCUGGAGCUGCCCAGGUGCCCGUGGAUUGUUGUCCUCUUGGAGUUGUGGAUGAAGAGGGCCGGGGAACAGACACAAAACUGGAAGCAUCUUUAACAAACACACUUAAGGUGGCUCCACAUCCAUACCCUGCUGUACCCGAAAUUGAGAAAGAACUGGUACCAGGCCAGACGAUGACAUCACACAGGACUUUCUCUCCGGCAGGCGGUGCAACAUGUGAAUCAGUAACCAAAGAUGACGUGCUUUCUUUUGUCCCCUCCCAGAAAGAAACGGGAACAGCAACUUCUGAACUACACACAGCUGCAGAUGGUAGCGAUGGCCCUGGCGGAGAGUGCAUUGGUGGAGCUAAGCAGCUGCUAGAUGACCGUGCGGCAGGCCUCUCGUUGUCCACUGCUGCCCUUGAUCUUCAGCCCAGCAUGGGGAAUGCCAGCCCCACAAGGCUUGUGGGGGAGCAUCAGGGUCCCUGCCUCUCGGCAGUUCCUGGGCAUCCGAGUCUCGAGGGGAGUGCUGACUCUUCCCUACUGCUCGUGGGAGAGGCCGCCUCGCUCUCGGAUUCCAUUUUGACUGAGGAGGGAAGAAAUCUGGUGGUUUCAGAAAGCUCUGUGGCUCAGGGACGAGACGACAAGGACAAAGCAGUGACUUCUUCCUCCCUGAAGGAGGUCCUUCUUUCUUCCGGAACUCUGCUGGAAGAGCAGAGAGCACCUUCUGGACCAGAUGCCCCAGGACUCCUUGGAGAACCUGACUCAGCUGCCUGUGCUAAGGACAGAGCACUCCAUGGCAGCUUCCCAGGCGCACCCUCAGCCUGUCUUCACGUAGAAACUCAACAGAACGAGGAAGUGGCCCCACCAGUCUCCAGGCUGCCUGAAGGUGGGGCUGCACCAGUCAGGGUGCCAGCAGGAGCAAGCCUGGCUGUCGACGGCGGCCCGGAGGCCUCGGGGGCUGCCCAGAGCAGCUCCCCUCCACUGCGAGCUCUGUUACCAGAUGGGUCGGAGUCUCUUAACUGCCACCCGUCAUUUGCUCUGGAUGUUGAUGUGAAAAGCACUCAGAACCAGGGGGAGAACUCUGCUUGUGAGAUGAGUGGGAACGUGUGGGAGGUGGCAGUGGCUGAUGCUCCACCAGGUCCCACUGGAGCCAGAAGGAAGGGUAGCUCACACAGCCCCCGAAACCCCCUGACUGCAGAGCGCCUCCUGAGCCCGGAGAAGAGCAUGAACCGGGGUGUGCCAGGAGCACCCCCAGGCAAAGGCGUGACUGACCAGCAGGCCGCUGCAACCCCAGAGAUGGUGCCUCUUGGUGGGGAGACAGGGAAACCAGAGGGAGCUGAGCCCCACUGUCACCUGGGUAGCCCCAAAGAGGCGCAGGUAGAUGGUGGAGCCCAGCACACCCCUCUGCAGCCUGCUGCCAGGCAGUCCCGCACAGGGUCAGGGCUCGCCCAGAGUGCCGCUGACCAGACCCCAUGCUGGGAGAGCGGGGCCCUCCCACCACCUGGCACUGUCUCUGCCACCGCCGUGCCUCUGCCUCAGCGGGCCGACGCCAUCAUGGAGGCCGCCAGUCGCAUCGUGGACGCUGUCAUAGAAAGAGUCAAGGCCUCAGGAGUUCUGAUGGCCAAGGGGGGCAUCCAACAUGGGCCGCAGUCCAGUCCCUGGGAGUUGGGCCCCGCAGCUGGACAGCUGGCCGGUGUCUCUGCAGGCCACGUGAGUGCCUGCCUGCCUGGGGACACCCCACAGGUGGGCAACAUCCAGGAGGAAGCCCCUGGUGCCCUUGAAGGAUGUGAUGCUGGAAGGAAGGAGCCAGAGCAGCUUACUCCACCUGUUCCAGGACCUGGGCCGGCAGCAGAAAUGCCAGAUACGAAAGCUGAAGACGAAGUGGACUUUCGUGGUAACUCCAGGGAGAGCCCUGCUUCUGAGGAGGUGGCUGCGGGCAGCAGCGUCGCUCCUGCACCAGAGGCGAAUCCAGGCCCGGAGACCCAGGCGAUAAAUCGAGAAAGCUGGUGUACAAUAGAGCCGUGCCCUGAUGCUGCAGCUCUUGUGGCUCCUACGAAGAGCCCAGAGUGCGAGAACUUUCUGGAUGUUGGUCUGGGCAGAGAGUGUGCCUCAAAGCAAGGUGUACUGAAAAGAGAAUCCGGGAGUGAUUCUGAUCUCUUCCACUCAGCCAGUGAAGACGUGGACAGCAUCCUGUUCUCCAAGCCCGAAGAAGAGCAGCUGGUCUGCGACACCACUGGGUCCAGUUCUUCCACCGAUGACACGGCCUCCCUGGAUCGCCACUCGUCCCAUGGCAGUGAUGUCUCCCUCCCCCAGACCUCAAGUGUGAACAGAUCCAGGCUUCAGCAAAGCCUCGAUGGCUUCUACAGCCAGGGGGUGGGAACUGAGGGUCGCGAGAGCGAGAGCGAACCUGCUGGCUCAGGAGACAUGGAGGAGGAGAUGGACAGCAUCACUGAGGUGCCCGCAAACUGCUCCGUCCUGAGGAGCUCCAUGCGCUCUCUGUCCCCUUUCCGGAGGCACAGCUGGGGUCCCGGGAAGAAUGCAGCCAGCGACGCAGAGAUGAACCAGCGCAGUUCAAUGCGCGUUCUGGGGGAUGUUGUCAGGAGGCCUCCCAUUCAUAGGAGAAGUAUGAGCUGGUGUACCUCUGGUGUGCAAUACUCUGCUGCCCUGAGUGCUGACUUUAAUUACAGAAGUUUCAGUCUAGAAGGCUUGGCAGGAGGACCUGGCGUCGGGAACAAACCAUCCUCAUCCCUAGAAAUAAACUCUCCAAAUGUCAAGGAACUCAGGCACCCUUUCAGUGGGGAGGACCGGGUUGGCUCUUUGGUGUCCCUCUCAGAAGAGGACCUGGAAUCAGACCAGAGAGAACCUAGGAGGAUGUUUGAUCCGCAGACGCGUCACAGAUCUAAACAGUCAUUUAAUUACUGUACGUCCGCCAUCUCUUCUCCAUUGACAAAAUCCAUCUCAUUAAUGACAAUCAGCCAUCCCGGCUUGGACCAUUCACGGCCUUUCCACAGCACCAGUGCUAAUCUGACUGAGAGUAUAACAGAAGAGAACUACAGUUUCCUGCCACAAAGCCCUUCCAAGAAAGAUUUUGAAGGGAAGAGCGGAACAAAGGUCAGCCGGACGUUCAGCUACAUCAAGAAUAAAAUGUCCAGCAGUAAGAAGAGCAGAGAAAAGGAAAAAGAAAAAGAUAAAAUCAAAGAGAAGGAGAAAGAUUCUAAAGAGAAGGAGAAGGACAAGAAGACUCUGAAUGGGCACGCUUUCAGCUCCGUCCCCACGGUGGGUCCGGUCAGCUGCAGCCAGUGCAUGAAGCCUUUUACCAACAAAGAUGCCUACGCCUGUGCGAGUUGCAGUGCUUUUGUCCACAAAGGCUGUCGGGAAAAUCUGGCCUCCUGUGCAAAGGUCAAAAUGAAGCAGCCCAAAGGGAGCCUCCAGGCGCAGGACACGUCAUCGCUGCCCACGGUCAUUAUGAGAAACAAGACCUCCCAGCCCAAGGAGCGCCCCCGCUCCGCGGUCCUCCUGCCCGACGAGACCACUGCCACCACGCUGUUUGCCAGUAGACGGUCUCAGCAAAGUGUCUCCCUCUCCAAAAGUGUCUCCAUUCAGAACAUCGCUGGAGUUGGCACUGAUGAGAACAUGUCAAACACCUGGAAAUUCCUGUCUCAUUCAACAGACUCACUAAAUAAAAUCAGCAAGGUCAAUGAGUCAACAGAAUCGCUCACUGAUGAGGGAGUAGGUACAGACAUGAAUGAAGGACAGCUAAUGGGAGACUUUGAGAUGGAAUCGAAGCAGCUAGAAGCAGAGUCCUGGAGCCGAAUCGUGGACAGCAAGUUCCUGAAACAGCAGAAGAAGGAGGUGGUCAAACGACAAGAGGUGCUCUAUGAGCUGAUGCAGACGGAGCUGCACCACAUCCGCACGCUGAAGAUCAUGAGCGACGUGUACAGCCGGGGCAUGAUGACCGACCUGCUCUUUGAGCAGCAGACGGUGGAGAAGCUGUUCCCCUGCCUGGAGGAGCUGAUCAGCAUCCACAGCCAGUUCUUCCAGAGGAUCCUGGAGCGGAAGAAGGAAUCGCUGGUGGAUAAAAGUGAGAAGAACUUCCUCAUCAAGAGGAUGGGGGAUGUGCUUGUCAACCAGUUUUCAGGGGAGAACGCAGAGCGCCUGAAGACGACGUACGGCAAGUUCUGUGGACAGCACAACCAGUCCGUGAACUACUUCAAAGACCUUUACAACAAGGAUAAGCGCUUCCAGGCCUUUGUGAAGAAGAAGAUGAGCAGCUCAGUCGUCAGGAGGCUUGGAAUCCCCGAGUGUAUUUUGCUUGUAACCCAAAGGAUCACCAAGUACCCAGUUCUGUUCCAAAGAAUACUGCAGUGCACCAAAGACAAUGAGGCAGAGGAGGAAGAUCUGGCUCAGUCGCUGAGCCUGGUGAAGGAUGUGAUUGGGGCUGUGGACAGCAAAGUGGCGAGUUACGAGAAGAAAGUGCGUCUCAAUGAGAUUUAUACGAAGACAGACAGCAAGUCGAUCAUGAGGAUGAAGAGCGGCCAGAUGUUUGCGAAGGAGGAUUUGAAACGGAAGAAGCUGGUGCGGGACGGGAGUGUGUUUCUGAAGAAUGCGGCGGGAAGGUUGAAAGAGGUGCAAGCAGUUCUGCUCACUGACAUCUUAGUUUUCCUUCAAGAGAAAGACCAGAAAUACGUCUUUGCAUCGCUGGACCAGAAGUCAACGGUGAUCUCGUUAAAGAAGCUGAUCGUCAGAGAAGUGGCCCACGAGGAGAAGGGCUUGUUCCUGAUCAGCAUGGGCGUCAAGGACCCCGAGAUGGUGGAGGUGCACGCCGGCUCCAAGGAGGAGCGCAACAGCUGGAUCCAGAUCAUCCAGGACACCAUCAACACCCUGAACAGAGAUGAAGACGAAGGAAUUCCUAGUGAGAACGAGGAAGAGAAGAAGAUGUUGGACACCAAAGCCCGGGAGCUGAAAGAGCAACUCCAGCAGAAGGACCAGCAGAUCCUGCUCCUGUUGGAGGAGAAAGAAAUGAUUUUCCGGGACAUGACGGAGUGCACCACCCCCUUGCCGGAGGACUGCUCCCCGGUCCACAGCCCUCGAGUGCUCUUCCGCUCCAACACCGAGGAGGCUCUCAAAGGAGGACCCUUGAUGAAAAGCGCCAUAAAUGAGGUGGAGAUCCUGCAGGGCUUGGUGAGUGGAAGCCUGGGAGGCAGCCUGGGGCCAGUGGUCAGCAGCCCCGGCGAGCAGGAAGGCACGGUCGGCCCCGUCUCUUUGCCUCGAAGAGCAGAGACCUUCGGGGGAUUUGACAGCCAUCAGAUGAGUGCUUCAAAAGGAAGUGAGAAGGAGGAUGCGGAUGACGGCCAAGAUCUCAGGAGGACAGAGUCGGACAGUGGUCUGAAAAAGGGUGGAAAUGCAAACCUGGUGUUCAUGCCUAAGAGGAGCAGUGAGGUGAUCCAGCGCGUUGUCCAUCUGCACGAACUGCUCAGCUCUUUGCAGGGCGUGGUGCUGCAGCAGGACAGCUACAUCGAGGACCAGAAGCUGCUGCUGGCAGAGCGGGCAGUGGCGCGGAGCUCAGCACGGCCCAGCUCACUGAUUGAGCAGGAGAAGCAGCGCAGCCUGGAGAAGCAGCGCCAGGAUCUGGCCAACCUGCAGCGGCAGCGGGCGCAGCACCUGGACGAGCAGCGGCGGCGUGAGCGCGACUGGGAUACCCGCGAGCGGGCACUGCAGGAGCGCGAAGUGCGGCUGGCUCAGCGCGAGGCUGAGGCACGCCGGGGCCUCCAGGAUCUGGAGCGGGAGCGUGAGGAGCUGCAGCAGCGCAAGGCCGCCUACCAAGGCGAGCUGGAGCGCCUGCGCACUGCCCAGAAACAGCUGGAGCGCGAGAAGGAGCAGCUGCAACAGGACACUGAGCGGCUCAGCCAGGCUGCGCACCCGCACACCAAGCUGCUGCGGAUCCCGUCCUUCCUCCCCAGCCCCGAGGAGAGCCCCUCCCCUGCCCCCGCCGUCGCCAAGUCGGCGUCACUGGACUCGGAACUCUCAGCGUCCCCAAAAAGGAACAGCCUCACUCGGACACACAAAGACAAGGGGCCUUUUCACAUACUGAGCUCGACCAGCCAGGCCAGCAAAGCGCCAGAGGGCCAGAGCCAGGCCCCGGCCUCCGCCUCCACCCGCCUCUUCGGGUUAGCCAAGCCCAAGGAGAAGAAGGAGAAGAAGAAGAAGAGCAAGGGCGGCCGCGCGCAGGCUGGCGACGGCCCCGCGUCAGAAGGACCAGCAGAGGGAGAGGAGAUCUUCUGCUGACGCGCCCGUGAGGCAGUCCUGCCCGCCUCUGCUGCCUGUGCAAUCUCUCCCACCGGGCGCCCGGACCAGAGGAACAGUCUCCGGGUGGGGAGGCCGCGGGGCUCAGCCCCUGCCGCGCUCCGGGUGGGGCCUGCCCUCCUGAGGACGUCCCGCUGCACGUAGUGGCCCGAGGAGUCCCCGGCCGUGGCUGGGGGUGUGUUCGGAAUUCCUCCGGGCUGAAGGCGCGUCUUCCCGUACGGUCUGAAACUGCCUUUUCCUCAUGGGAACGACCAGAGUCGGAGAGCAGAGGGCCUGGCCUGCUCAGCACUGCCCGGAGGCUCAGCCCGAGUCCUCCCUGGCUGGCCCCCGUCAGCGACCCCUCCCUUCUGCACACGCCUCUCUCCUUUAGAAAGGGCGCCGGACGAUUGGAGGCCCUGCAGGGGCCUGGCGCCCGCCCGUCCGGCGUGUUUCAGGCACCGUCUGUCAUUCCAGCAGGACGUCCCCGGUUGUGGUCAUCACUGGCCCUUCUGAAGUGGCCGCGGCUGCUCGCGCCCUCUUGGGGCCGCCCUCCCCGCCUGUCCCUGCUGGAGAUGGCGUGUAGGCAGGCAGGGGCAAAGACCGAGCCCUGCGGUCUCCAGCGGCCCGCACCACAGCGGGCCAGGGAGUGCGCGCACCCUGGGUCGGGGCCUUGGCAAACGUGGUUUUUUAAAAAAAAUGUUCAAAGGUCUGUCGUGACUUGUCCUCCGCCCCGCACACGCGUCCCUGCGGCCUUGUCUUUCCCCGCCCGUUGGAGACAGGUGGUCUCUCGGGGCCUGGCACAGGCUGGCCUGUGCGGGGCGGGCGGCCCCAGCCCACACCCCCCGGCCCGUUGUUACCCUGGAAAAUUCUGCUCUUCAGCCGUGGCCUUUGGAACCCUCACAAGCCUGGGUCUUUGAACAUAUUUUUUACAAAACAUACUAAAAAGCUCCAACUUGGUGCUUGUGAGGAACUGCGAGCUGGCCUUGCAGGUAGAGAGAUUUAUGUUCAGUUGUAUUUGAAAGUCCUCUGUUGAAAAUUGUGAGCUUAAUUGUGUUUUAUUUAUUGUAUUGUGUGUGUGAGAGAGAGAGAGAGAGUGUGUGUGUGUUUUCUCAAGGCUGACUUACUGGCCCAACGGUUUUACCUGCCUGCUUGGUGCCUGGAGGGCCCUGAGGACGCAGUUUCCCUCAGGGGACAGCUUCUUCCUUGCCGCACAUUUCUCGCCCUACAAAAGCGGGCUUUUGAGAAAAACCAAGACAUGUAGCCC
Molecule: messenger RNA, 9911 nt
Organism: Talpa occidentalis (Iberian mole)
Lineage: Eukaryota; Metazoa; Chordata; Mammalia; Eulipotyphla; Talpidae
Gene: AKAP13
Product: A-kinase anchoring protein 13
Exons: 38
Coding region: 311-8650 (2779 amino acids)
Biological process (GO): positive regulation of canonical NF-kappaB signal transduction; regulation of Rho protein signal transduction; adrenergic receptor signaling pathway
Cellular component (GO): membrane; actin cytoskeleton
Molecular function (GO): MAP kinase scaffold activity; guanyl-nucleotide exchange factor activity
Source: RefSeq, a predicted model, not a curated record